AUGACUAUAAACUCAAUUCCUAAAGUUAGAAAUAUUAAAAUCUUUGAAGAAGUAAUACAAGUCAAGAAUACCACUCUCACCUGGGAAGAAUACUUGAAAUUGGAAAGAAGAUUUCAGCAAACUCACCAUCAAAGUUCUCAAUGGACUUUUGACUGGAAAGGUCCUGCAGCUAAAUAUUG
This is a messenger RNA of Ambispora leptoticha, 179 nucleotides long. The record is from the annotation of a GenBank genome assembly. Lineage: Eukaryota; Fungi; Glomeromycota; Glomeromycetes; Archaeosporales; Ambisporaceae.